Molecule: messenger RNA, 5648 nt
Organism: Anas platyrhynchos (mallard)
Lineage: Eukaryota; Metazoa; Chordata; Aves; Anseriformes; Anatidae
Source: RefSeq, a predicted model, not a curated record
UCAGCCUCAACUGCUCACGCUGUCACUCUGUUCCCCUGCCUUGCUCUCUCUGAGCCCCCUCAGGCCCCCACAAAACCUGGUCUCUGUGACAUACUGCAGCCCCAGCCCAGAAAUGCCACACUCUCAACACUUGCAACCAUUCAAAUUAAGGCCUCUUUGGUUUCCUAUCUGAUUUCAGAAAAUUACAAGUGCUCCUUAAUCUCUUUUCACUUUGAACUGUUGCUCUCUAGGCUGCCAUGACCUUCUUGGCUAACUUUCCUACACACCAACACCAGAAGAGACCAUUUAACCGCAUUGUCUAAUCUGCACACCAAAGGCCAUCAGUGUGUCCUCUGCAUACUCAUGUGGGAAAUUCAAAGCUUUUAGUUCAAGCCCUCCGAACUCUCAGAAGCGUCUUUCAAGAGAAGAAGAGGCAGCGGUGGAGGAGGGCAGCAUUUUGGCUGCCCUCAGGCUGGGAGGUGCUGCAGGUGCUGGCUUUGCCUGCCAGCGCUCCCACACGACCCGAGGCACAAUGUGCCCAGCUCCAGUUCCUGUAAUUCACCCCGUUUCCUGUGACCAUACAAUGUGUUCAUUAUUUUGGCAGGAAGAAAUAUCAUUUCGUGGUGUUGCUCCUGGGUUAUCUCCUGCGCUGGGCCCGCUGCCCUGACUUGCCAGCAAGUGAGAAAGAAGAUGUCUUCAUGCUUCUUGGGCAAAGAAACAGAAUAAAAGUCUUCCAAAAGAGAUGCCACAAAGGCAGAAGUUAAGCAGAUGAAGAGGUUGGAUGCGCCUUUGCAGGCUUUUGAAGGCUGGAUCUGGGGCCUAGUGCUGGAGCCACCAUAACGUGAGGCCUCAUCCUGAAGGGGAGCUGCCCAGGGUGGAAAUGUGGUGAGGUCUCCAAGCCACCCGCACCAAGGUCUGAGCCCAAGAUUCGCGCCAUGCCUCAUGCCCUCCCUUCCCUGCUGGAUUUCCCCUGGAUGAGAGCAGACCCAGCCAGCAGCAGCGUGGCUUGAGCCAGGUCUUAGGGCAAGCAAAUGGACUCGCCCAGCCCCAGGGACCCUGAUCUGACGGCCCCGGGCACGCUGCAGCACAGGGCGAGGUGCCCUUUGUGUGAGUAAAGCCUCCUCCUCCUCCUCUCCUCCUCCCGAAUGGCCCACGCUUGUUUUUCAUACAUCCUUCAGGUGCAUCCUGUCAGAUAUUUCUAAACGCCGAGCGCUCAAAGAGGUGCUGAUUAUCUGCGCUUGGCCUUCUGCCCACAGGAUACCAGUCUAAAGGUGAAGACAGCCUUUAUCUGGAGGCCUUAGAUAAAGUCUCGCAGUUGUUUAAAAGUCCCUUUGUGCCUGCUGCCUUUAAAAACAUAAAUGUGCGUAGCGUAAAAGGCAUGCUUGGUAUUGUUAAUGAGCCAGAGAGGCAGAAACGCUCGACAAAAAUACACAGGCAGCUGAAAGAAGAGUGGAGAGGUGCAGUACAACGUGGUCGAGGCAGAGGCUCGAGGUUUGCUGACCCGCCAGCCCUGGUGGGCAGGGAGGAAGGCUGCUGUGUCCUGCAGGAGCACCGAGCGAUGAGCAGGGGAAGGCCCCGACGUGCCUGGCCCUUGUUCUGGUCGGGAACCAGGGACCCCCUGCAGGCACCUUCCUAAAAAUAGGGCCACGGAGGCUGGGUAUGGGGCUGGCUGUGUGCCUCGGUCUCAGAAGGAGGAUGUCCUAGGCAGGAUAUCCUGGUAAAGCGGCCGCUUCGCUUCGGGAUAAACCUUUCACCUCCGGAGAGAGAUGCUGCUGGCGGAAGGCCAGCUUCCCUUUUACAAAUCUGCCAGCAUUUUGCAGACACUCAUACAUCAGUAUUUCUUCCUAGGAUCAGCAUCAGCUGCUGACAAAAGAUGCACGGGAAUUGAAAACAAGUGAUAAGCAGCUCUUGCAUUUUCCAAAUCACUUUGCUCUCACCUGAGACAAUGAACAUGGGGCUUCUCGGGUGUUUAUUUGUUGGUAGGGUUCCUUCAAAGGUUCCUUCAAGUGAUGAGGUAGCCCAUAGACACAUCCGCAAAGGCUGGUGGAGAAAGUGGCCUUGCCUUUUGCCUUCCUGAGGACGUUGGCUAAUGGAUUUAAGUGCACGUCCACCAGCCGAAGGCAGCUCCAGGUGAAGGGUCCUCUUCUCCCUUUGCUACGUUGCUGUGGCAAAGCAAAGCUUCGUGGCAGGGCUCAGACACCAUGGGGAAAGGUCACCACGCCUGGGCCGGAGCUUACACUGCAGUUAUGUGUUAGGAUAGCUCCCUUUUUUCACUUCUCUUCCACAGUUAUGUUCUUGUUAAUGGUGCAGGGUCAUGGGACCAAUUCAAGAAAAAAAAAAAAAGAGAGGAUAGGAUAGGAUAGGAUAGGAUAGGAUAGGAUAGGAUAGGAUAGGAUAGGAUAGGAUAUUUGAAAGGGACUGAUGGAGAUUAUCUAAGAACACUUAUAUUCUACUGUACAUUAUGUACAACAAGAAAGGGAAGCGUGCCAGCAGCCGUGUCAUCUUCCCAAGCCCUGGGCCAUGAGCUGCGGCACUGUAUAUCAUGUAAAAUCGGUCAGCUGGAAAUGAGGCAGCUCAUAAGGAGUCUCACUGUGCUGUAGGCGGGCCAGUUUGCAGCAAUCCAAAAGAGGAAGGUCAUUCUCAGCAGGCAGUACAAGAAUUUAUAUAUAUAUAUAUAUGUAUGUGUGUGUGUGUAUAUAUAUAUUAUAUAUAUAUACUUACAUAUAUGGGAAAGGAAUUAAAGGAAAGAAAAAGCAAAAAGGAAUUGGGAAUGAUGAACAUUAUGUUUUAUAAAAAAUACAGUUUGGGGAAAAUUUCAACCUGAAACCAUUAUAUUAUUUCAGAAACAAAGUCCAAACCCUUGGAAAAUGUAGCCUCUAGGCUAAAUAGUCUGAGGUUAACAAAACUUCCAAGAAAAUGCAAGAAAAUUACUACCUUCCACUAAGUUUCUACUGAUACAGCUUUUGGUUUUCCUUUAGUGAGUACUUACUGGAAAAAAAAAAAAAAGUUUCUAUAUUUUUUAGUUUUUUUGCAAGCGAGUGACAGCAGGGAAAAGGAGAAGCAGCCAGCCUGAAGGGCACAUUCGUGCAACUCAACUUCUGAGCAGGCAGAAAGAAAUCCCUGUCCGCGGGCUCGGUCCCGCGGCACUGGAUGCACUGAUGUCAUCGCCCUUCCAGCUGUUUUAACGUCACUGCUGUUCACAUUUGGUGUGGCGAAGAGAAACAAACUACAGGAUUUCCUGCUCUGCAGCCACCGUGCUGGGCUGCAGAUGCCGGCAGGCUUCCAGCGCUCCGAAAACAUGUGGAAGUUCAGAGGGGAGCCUCUGGGGCUGGGACUGCUGCGAAAGCUGGUAGGGAACAGCAGCAGAGGGCUCGCUCCUCCUGCUCUCUAGCAUGGAUGUCUUCCCCCUGAAGGAUGGGAGCUGCAGGGAGGGCCUGGGCUGCUGCUGGCAGAUCCUGUCUGUUGCUACAACACGAUGCCUGCACAGCGUGCCGGGAGCGCCCAAAUUGAGUUAGCAGGACCGACAGAGGGACUGGCGUGCGUUCGGCUGGCUAUUAGCUUAGGAAAGCAGCCUUGGAUCUGGAGCCAGGGCUGUGAUAGAUCUGUCUGCACCUCCCUGGCUGGCCUCUGCUCCGCUCUGCUGCCAGCAGCAUCGUUUGCUGAGGCUAAUUACACUGAACCUCUGCGCGGAUCCAAAAGGACAAUUUUAUCAGCCCGCUCAAAGCCCCACGGAAAUCACCUGUGUAUAUGCAGCUUGUCCUUCCACCCUGAAGUGCAUUUAUUGAAUGUGGGGCAACACUGGGAGGUUUGGGGCAUCACAGCACUUGUUUUUGCUCCCUGCAGAAAGCCUCCACCCGCCUGAAUCCACCACGGAGCGAGGAAACUCGGCCGAGAUGGAGAGCAACGCGUCCUCUGGGAACUGCACCCACCCGCAGAUGGCCUUCCAGUCCACGCUGUACGCAGCCACCUACACCAUCAUCUUCAUCCCCGGCCUGCUGGCCAACAGCGCUGCCCUGUGGGUCCUGUGCCGCUUCAUCAGCAAGAAGAGCAAAGCCGUCAUCUUCAUGAUCAACCUGGCCGUGGCCGACCUGGCCCACGUCCUCUCGCUGCCGCUGCGGAUGUAUUACUACAUCAACCACACGUGGCCCUUCGGGAGCUUCCUCUGCCAGGUCUGCUUCUACCUGAAGUACCUCAACAUGUACGCCAGCAUUUGCUUCCUCACCUGCAUCAGCAUCCAGCGGUACCUCUUCCUCCUCCACCCCUUCAGAGCCAAGGACUGGAAGCGCCGCUACGACGCGGCCAUCAGCGCGGCCGUCUGGCUCUUCGUGGGGGCCGCCUGCCUGCCCCUGCCCAUCGUGAGGAGCCCGGCCCUGUCCAACAGCACCAACACCUGCUUUUCGGACCUGGCCGUGAAGCAGCUGGCGCCGGGAGCCUCCAUCGCGCUGGUGACGGUGGCGGAGCUCUUUGGCUUCGUCAUCCCCUUCGGCAUCAUCGCCUGCUGCACGUGGAAGAUGAGGCAGUCGCUGCGGGAGUGCCAGACAGAGCUGCAAAACGCCAGCGAGAAGCAGCGAGCGCUGCGGAUGGUCCUGAUGUGCGCCGCCGUCUUCUUCAUCUGCUUCACCCCCUACCACAUCAACUUCCCCCUCUUCAUGAUGGUGAUCGAGAACAUCAUCACGGACUGCGCCGUGCACAGGAGCACGCUCCGCUUCCACCCCAUCUCCCUCUGCCUCGCCAGCCUCAACUGCUGCCUGGAUCCCGUCCUCUACUACUUCAUGACCUCCGAGUUCCAGGACCAGCUGCUGCGGCACGGCUGUGCCGCCCUGCGGGCUCGCCUCGCGCGCAGCCGCAGCAGCUUCUCCGUGGUGGAUGCCGGCCACGACAUCCGCACCAAGCCGAGAAACCUGCCCCGCUUCGGGCUUUGGUCCCUCCCCAAGCUCUUCGGCCGGAUAAACAGCAUGGAAAUCCCCCCGGUGCCGCCCGACGAGCUCCUCCUGGAGUCCAUCUCUUGAAAAGAAGACGCUCCCCGCCGCGUAGGUGCUCCCCGUAGCUUGAGUGAAGGUCCCGUUGGGUCUCCACAUCCGUGCUGAAUUCCCCCUGUGUGCAGCAGGUGCUGGGAUCGGGCCCAGGAGGACGUUUUGGUGGAGGAGGUUUGGGUGCCGUGUUGUAGGUGUCAGGGACCGUUCGCCCUACAGUGUUCUCCGUCGUGUUAUCGCUAAAAUAUUGCAAACAGCCGCCACAACCAUCAGUGUUUCUCCCCUGCCGGACUGCAGCUAGGUGUGGUGCCCUGCCUUUGCUGUCGUGUCAGUGUCUGUACCUAUUUGUCGUGUUUGGCAGCCCUUCUGCAUCCUGCCACGGGCUCCAGAUCAGGACGGGUAAUGGUGUGCAUGCAGAGCAAACCUCUCCCUCCGAGAAAAUCAACACUAAAUCUGGACCUCGGGACUGCAGCAGAGAGGAUGAGAAGUUGGCGCUGCCAUCUAGGAGCCUGUGCCAUUUGGGGUGUUGCUAAAGCCUCUGCUCAUCGAUACAGAUGUCACACAAGCCCCUCGGGUCUGCUUCAUAAACCAGGAGUGGGUGCAGCCCUCGCUGGGACCAAGAAACGUUUACAAACCUGACCCGAGUGCAUCCUUCGGGCUUCAAACUCGGGAGGAAAUAAAAUGUUCUCAACACGU